AUGGAAAAUAGAAUUGCACCAGAAAUACCAGGUAUUGUUCAACCUGGUAACGUUACACAGGACCUGAAAGGAGUCGUUUGUAAACUCUUGAAUUCGCCUAAACCAGUAAAGACAUUUCCUGGUUCGCAGCCUGUUUCUUUUCAACAUUCGGAUAUUCAAGAUAAAUUGCUUGCUCAGGAUUACUAUGUAUGUGAAAAAACUGAUGGAUUACGUGUUUUGAUGUUGAUCAUUGUCAACAAUAUGACAGGAGAACAGGGUUGUUUUAUGAUAGAUAGAGAGAACAAUUAUUAUAUGGUGUCUGGCUUUAGAUUCCCUAAACUACCGAGCAAGAAGAAGGAAGAAUUACUCGAGACUCUACAAGAUGGAACCUUAUUGGAUGGUGAAUUAGUUAUUCAAACGAACCCUGUUACAAAAUUACAAGAAAUGAGAUAUCUGAUGUUUGAUUGUCUUGCUAUUAAUGGUAGAUGCUUGACAUCAUCACCAACCAGUUCUAGAUUGGCACAUUUAGGUAAAGAUUUUUUUAAACCUUACUACGACUUAAGAGCAUUCUAUGCAGAUCGUUGUUCAACUUUCCCAUUUAAGUUAUCAAUGAAACAUAUGGAUUUUAGCUACCAAUUAACUAGGGUGGCAGACAGUUUGGAGCAUCUCCCUCAUAUGUCGGAUGGUUUGAUCUUUACACCCGUGAGAACUGCGUAUUCAAUAGGUGGUAAGGACUCCUUACUUCUAAAAUGGAAGCCAAAGCAAGAAAAUACAGUAGAUUUCAAAUUAAUUCUGGAUAUUCCGAUGGUAGAAGAUACAUCCUUACCCAAAAGAGAUGCUAACAGAUGGUAUUAUAAUUAUGAUGAUAAACCUACUUUCCACCUAUAUGUAUGGUUAGGAGGGCCAGAUGUUAACACUAAAUUAAGAGUUUUUGAUAAACCAUUUGACGGUAAAGAAUUACAAUUACUAGAGAAGACUUAUAAAAAGUUUGCCGAAUUACAAAUCGAUGAUACUAAAUGGGAGGAAUUAAAGAGUAUGGGACAACCAAUAAAUGGGAGAAUUGUGGAAUGUUCAAAGGAUCAAGAAACUGGUGAGUGGAUGAUGUUGAGAUUUAGAGAUGAUAAAUUGAAUGGUAAUCACACGUCUGUUGUACAGAAAGUUCUAGAAAGUAUAAAUGACUCUGUCUCUAUCGACGAUUUGAACGAAAUUGUUCCAGAUAUUAAGAAUGCUUGGGAUGAUCGUAAGGCCAAUGGUAGAACACAUUCUGGAUCAUAUGGAGCACCAUCCUCUUCUACGAAUCCUCAAUCUGCACCAACAAAUACGGCUCCACAACAACCAAAAUAUGUUGAUGACGAGGACGAUUGGUUUGAUUAG
Messenger RNA from Maudiozyma barnettii, 1353 nucleotides. RefSeq names its product mRNA guanylyltransferase (gene CEG1). Lineage: Eukaryota; Fungi; Ascomycota; Saccharomycetes; Saccharomycetales; Saccharomycetaceae. Gene Ontology annotation, cellular component: mRNA capping enzyme complex. The transcript has a single exon. Gene Ontology annotation, molecular function: mRNA guanylyltransferase activity; ATP binding. Gene Ontology annotation, biological process: 7-methylguanosine mRNA capping. The record is from RefSeq and is a predicted model, not a curated record. Bases 1 to 1353 code for a protein of 450 amino acids.